GUGGUAUAUAUUAUAAAACAAGAAUACCAAAGUUUGGAAGAGACUUGGCUUAUCAUUACCCCACAUGCGAUCUUCUAAUAGCUGCUUCUUCAUAUGAAGUAUAUCGUUUAAACUUAAAUCAAGGACGAUUUUUAAAUCCUAUCUCUACUGAUGCCACAUCUGGUGUUAAUGUUAGUGUAAUUAAUCCUGCUCAUCAACUUUUUGGGUUUGGCACGCAAGAUGGUGUCGUAGAAUUUUGGGAUCCACGGUCUCGGUCGCGUGUUGGGUUGUUAGCUCCAUCUUUUCCAGGAGACGAUUUUAAUAAUCAAGAAUUUCAGAUUACCGCAAUGUCAUAUAAAAAUGAUGGACUUUCUUUGGCAGUAGGAACUUCAACAGGUCACAUAUUGUUAUAUGAUUUAAGAAGUUCAUCACCAUGGUUAGUCAAAGACCAUCAGUAUGGUUACCCGAUAAAAAGUGUCAAUUGGUAUGAUAAUACUACGGGUGAUGGAAGUCGAGGAAAAGUUAUUAGUGCAGAUUGUAAAAUUAUGAAAAUAUGGGAUCGAGAAAAUCCUAGCACAGAUAUCAAUGAUGUGUGUAUUGUGCCAGAUUCUGGAUUAAUUUUUAUUGCUAACGAGGGUAUACAAAUUGGUGCAUAUUAUAUACCUUCGCUGGGUCAUGCACCAAGAUGGUGCUCAUUUUUGGAUAACUUAACG
Molecule: messenger RNA, 692 nt
Organism: Scutellospora calospora
Lineage: Eukaryota; Fungi; Glomeromycota; Glomeromycetes; Diversisporales; Gigasporaceae
Source: the annotation of a GenBank genome assembly